AAACCCGCGAGAGUUCCCCCAGCUUUUCGAAAUCUCGCGGCUCUCCUGGAAGACGUGAGAAACGUUAGACUAAUCGAAAUAAGGGGAUAUUUACUUUUAUGAAUCAACUUGUAACAUAACAAGCAGAAGCGGGAGGUGAAACGGUGUGCUCCGGGGGAUCCAAGAUGUCCGACAGCGACGACAGCGACUUCUCCGACAACCAGAGCGAGCGCAGCAGCGAUGGCGAGGCCGAGGAAGUGGAGAACGAGGAGGAGACGGGCAGCCCCGUGGGCAGCGACAAGGUAGCGGAGGAGGAGGGCGAGGACCUGGAGGACGAGGAGGAGUACGACGAAGAGGAGGAGGAGGACGAUGAGGACCGGCCCAGGAAGAAGCCCCGGCACGGAGGGUUCAUCCUGGACGAAGCCGACGUGGACGAUGAGUACGAGGACGAAGAGGAGCAGUGGGAGGAAGGAGCGGAGGACAUUCUGGAGAAAGCUAACGAAGAGGCUGAAG
Messenger RNA from Etheostoma spectabile (orangethroat darter), 492 nucleotides. RefSeq names its product transcription elongation factor SPT5. The transcript has 6 exons. The annotation marks the transcript as partial. The record is from RefSeq and is a predicted model, not a curated record. Lineage: Eukaryota; Metazoa; Chordata; Actinopteri; Perciformes; Percidae.